Molecule: messenger RNA, 1374 nt
Organism: Rhododendron vialii
Lineage: Eukaryota; Viridiplantae; Streptophyta; Magnoliopsida; Ericales; Ericaceae
Product: deSI-like protein At4g17486
Exons: 4
Coding region: 363-1082 (239 amino acids)
Biological process (GO): protein deubiquitination
Molecular function (GO): deubiquitinase activity
Source: RefSeq, a predicted model, not a curated record
GAGAGAGAGACAGAAGAGACACCGUUCGUGUGACUAGAGAGAGAGAGAGAGAGAGAGAGAGAGCUACUUUUGGUAGGAGUAGUUCAGUCUUUAACUUCGAAAAUGGGGGUCAGUCUUUUCUUGUUUCUCCUCUUAUCUUCUUUAUUUUGUUCGGAUUCCAAGCUAGGAUUCUUUUUAGUUGCUUCAAAAUUGAAUUUCUCUUUUUGAGCAAAAAAGAGCUUGAAGAUCAGUGAGCUGUAUUACCUGCGUUUUGUCAGAUAAUUACACUCUGGGUUUUACCGUGGCUUCCUUUUUCAUGGCAAUUCUCUCCAAAUCUGUAUGACUGGCCUUGAGUAACUCCCAUUCUCACUAUCUGAAGCAACAUGAAAUUAGGAUCAAAGAAAGGAUGGAAACCAAAUGUGCCAUUGCGAUUGAGGGGCAAAUCAACUACUCGUUUUUGCAUAUUUCCCAAAAUCAAACCCACUAAUUAUGGUCCUGGCAAUACACCGGUUUAUCUCAAUGUGUAUGACUUGACACCAAUGAAUGGCUAUGUCUAUUGGGCUGGUUUUGGCAUUUUUCACUCUGGUGUUGAAGUUCAUGGGGUGGAAUAUGCCUUCGGAGCUCAUGACUAUCCAACUAGCGGCGUCUUUGAGGUUGAACCUCGGCAAUGUCCAGGCUUCAAGUUUAGAAAGUCGAUACUUAUUGGAACUACGCGCUUGGAUGCUGUCCAAGUUCGGGAGUUCAUGGAGCGCCACUCGGCAAGCUACAAUGGUGAUACGUAUCACUUGAUCGUCAAGAACUGCAACCAUUUUUGCAAGGAUAUUUGUUACAAGCUAACUGGGAAACCAAUUCCAAAAUGGGUGAACCGCCUCGCAAAAUUAGGUUCAACCUUCAGUUUUGUACUACCCGAAUCGCUUAAAAUUUCUGCCGUGAGACACGAUCCGAGUUAUGAAGCUGGCGAUGGCGAGAAGAGAAGGUUAAGAAGUGCCUCCAGUUGCCUAUCGUCGAUCUCAACAAGGCAAAGGCAGCUAUCAACUUCUUCAUUGUUUCUACAAUCACCCUUAAAAGGCUGCUUUUCCUCCCUGGGAAUUCAGAAAGUAUAACAACGGAUCACACCAAAAGUAAGCAAAGGCGACCUUUUGUUGGUAUUUUUUGGGAAAUCUGUGAAGCAAGAACUAGUUGGAGGGUUAGGGUAUGCAAGUACUGGAAGCUUUGCUAGGGAGCAAAUUUGUAAAAUUUGUGUUGUAACUAUCAUCAUGAUGAUGUAUUUUCUGUCAGUACUAGGCGUAGGUUGUGGAGUCAGGCCUUUUUAUACUUGUAAGAGUUAACAUUCUGUUCUGUUGUUGAGAUUCACUUGUGAUAAUCAAUUCUUUGGAAGAGUAGACUGCGUCGAAA